UCUCCUGCUGCCAUGGGGCCCUGCACGCCUCUCCUCAUCUUGUUCCUUUUGUCACGGCUGCGACCCCUUCAAGGACAGCAGCACCACCUUGUGGAGUACAUGGAACGCCGACUAGCCGCCUUAGAGGAACGGUUGGCCCAGUGCCAGGACCAAAGUAGCCGGCAUGCUGCUGAGCUGAGGGACUUCAAGAACAAAAUGCUGCCGCUGCUGGAGGUGGCCGAGAAGGAGCGAGAGGCGCUCAGAACUGAGGCUGACACCAUCUCGGGGAGAGUGGACCGGCUGGAGCGGGAGGUUGACUAUCUGGAGACCCAGAACCCAGCACUACCCUGUGUGGAGGUUGAUGAGAAAGUGACCGGAGGCCCUGGGAUCAAAGGCAAGGGCAGAAGAAACGAGAAGUACGAUAUGCUGACAGACUGUGGCUACACAAUCUCUCAGGUGAGAUCAAUGAAGAUCCUGAAGCGGUUCGGUGGCCCUGCUGGUCUGUGGACCAAGGAUCCAAUGGGGCCAACAGAGAGGAUCUACGUGUUAGAUGGGACACAGAACGACACGGCCUUCGUCUUCCCGAGGCUGCGGGACUUCACCCUUGCCAUGGCCGCCCGGAAAGCUUCCCGGGUCCGGGUGCCCUUCCCCUGGGUAGGCACGGGGCAGCUGGUCUAUGGUGGCUUUCUUUAUUAUGCCCGGAGACCUCCCGGAGGACCCGGAGGGGGAGGGGAGUUGGAGAACACUUUGCAGCUCAUCAAAUUCCAUCUGGCAAACCGAACGGUGGUGGACAGCUCAGUAUUCCCGGCGGAGGGUUUGAUCCCCCCAUACGGGCUGACAGCGGACACGUACAUUGACCUGGCAGCCGACGAGGAGGGCCUCUGGGCUGUCUAUGCCACUCGGGAAGAUGACAGGCACUUGUGUCUGGCCAAGUUGGACCCACAGACGCUGGACACAGAGCAGCAGUGGGACACCCCGUGCCCCAGGGAGAAUGCCGAGGCCGCCUUCGUCAUCUGUGGGACCCUAUACGUUGUCUAUAACACCCGCCCUGCCAGCCGGGCCCGCAUCCAGUGCUCCUUUGAUGCCAGUGGCACGCUGACCCCUGAAAGGGCGGCACUCCCUUAUUUCCCCCGCCGAUACGGUGCCCACGCCAGUCUCCGCUAUAACCCCCGGGAGCGCCAGCUCUACGCCUGGGACGACGGCUACCAGAUUGUCUAUAAGCUGGAGAUGAGAAAGAAAGAGGAAGAAGUCUGA
Molecule: messenger RNA, 1233 nt
Organism: Puma concolor (puma)
Lineage: Eukaryota; Metazoa; Chordata; Mammalia; Carnivora; Felidae
Gene: OLFML3
Product: olfactomedin like 3
Biological process (GO): signal transduction
Source: RefSeq, a predicted model, not a curated record